GAGUUUGGGAUUUUGAGGAGGAGGGGGCAAACGGAAAGAGAGGAACGGGAAAGGAAAGGGUCACGCAUAUAUAUACACGUCGCAGCUAAGGGGAAACAGUAAAGAAACGACAUUGGGCGAUGUUGAAUUUCCACCGUAAUUUAGUUAGUCUUGUUCCCGCGUGUGUGUCUGAGCGUCAAGCAGUCAGUCCACGGCGCCACUUCCUCUCCGGAGCCGUCGGUGAGCGGUCUCCGCCAGGCGCCAGCCUCGCUUGCACAGGGCUGUUACCCAAACGCCCCAUAUCACCUUUGAACCGCACUUAAAGGGCAUCAACUGGCGCUGACAACACGGAACUGAAAGCUCAUCAGGAGAGAGGACACGCUCUUAAUCGAGUAGAACCGGAGAAGUGGUAUCAUUGGCCAACGAUCCCGCUGUGCUGCGCCUGCACGCAAGGAGCACCGCCGCUUGUCGUAGCAUAGCACGCCUUACGCUCGCUGUUGGGGGUUGGAGUUUGUGUUAGUCUUUUAUUCCACAAACUGGCCGGUUUACUGAUGGAAGCCUUUACUCGAUAGUCACUCUACCUUCCUCUAACCCGUUGGGUUAGAGGAAAUCUACGGAUUUGACACUCGGGCUCUGUCCUCGCCAAGUGGGGUGCUGACUGGAUCACCACCUCUCGCCCUCCCCGACGCUUGCCGCGCCUCACCUGUCUGCGGCUCUGGCAACGAGACCCCACCGCCCCCAGCCGCCACCGAGCCCCAACAUGGCAGGCAACCUAAAGAAAGGCGGGGGGCUCAUCGGAAUGAUGAAGGAUGCUUUCCAGCCACACCACCACCAUCACCUUCAUUCGCACCACCAGCCCGGGGCCGUGGACAAAAAGACAGUGGAAAAGUGCUGGAAACUGAUGGAUAAGGUGGUGCGCCUGUGCCAAAACCCCAAAUUGGCCCUGAAGAACAGCCCCCCUUACAUCCUGGACCUGUUGCCAGAUACAUACCAGCACCUGCGCACGGUUUUGUCACGCUACGAGGGCAAAAUGGAAACCCUGGGGGAAAAUGAGUAUUUUCGAGUCUUCAUGGAGAACUUGACCAAGAAGACCAAGCAAACCAUCAGUUUGUUCAAGGAGGGCAAGGAGCGCAUGUAUGAGGAGAACUCUCAACCCAGGAGGAACCUCACCAAGCUGUCUUUGAUCUUCAGCCACAUGCUGGCCGAGCUGAAGGCCAUUUUUCCAAAUGGCUUGUUUCAGGGUGACAAUUUUCGCAUCACCAAGGCUGAUGCUGCAGAGUUCUGGAGGCGUGCCUUCGGGGACAAGACCAUUGUGCCUUGGAAGGUGUUCCGUCAGUCUCUUCAUGAAUUCCAUCCAAUCAGUUCUGGCCUGGAGGCCAUGGCCCUCAAGUCCACCAUCGACCUCACAUGCAAUGACUACAUCUCCGUUUUUGAAUUCGACAUUUUCACCAGGCUUUUCCAGCCUUGGUCAUCCCUUUUACGGAACUGGAACAGCUUGGCAGUCACACACCCAGGUUACAUGGCCUUCCUCACUUACGACGAGGUCAAAGCACGACUGCAGAAAUUCAUUCACAAACCUGGCAGUUACAUCUUCCGACUGAGCUGCACCCGGCUGGGCCAGUGGGCCAUCGGCUACGUGACGGCGGAUGGAAACAUUCUCCAGACCAUUCCCCAUAAUAAACCUCUCUUCCAGGCCCUCAUAGAUGGCUUCAGGGAAGGAUUCUAUUUAUUCCCUGAUGGCCGGCCCCAAAAUCCAGACUUGACAGGACUUUGUGAGCCUUCGCCUCAAGACCACAUUAAAGUUACGCAGGAGCAAUAUGAACUCUACUGUGAGAUGGGCUCCACCUUCCAGCUGUGCAAAAUCUGUGCUGAGAACGACAAGGACGUGAAGAUUGAGCCCUGUGGUCAUCUAAUGUGCACCUCCUGUCUCACUGCGUGGCAGGAAUCCGAGGGUCAAGGCACAGGCUGUCCAUUCUGUCGCUGCGAGAUUAAAGGUACCGAGCAUAUUGUUGUGGAUCCAUUUGACCCCAAGGACAACGGCGGGAGCUCUUGCAGGGGCCUAUUUGGGGCAGAGGGCGCUCCGUCGCCUAGCUACGACGACGAUGAUGAUGACAGACUUGAAGACCCCCACCUCAUGAUGAGCAAACUUGCUUGUACAAAGGUGGAACGUCCCCCGUCCCCUAUGUCCGUGACUCCUCAGUCAUCCCUUCCACCUGUGCCGCCCAGACUAGACUUGCUUCCACACAGACCCCCUAACCCACCCGGUGCCUCCAGUCCUGGAGUCACAGCAAAGGCAGCGUCUCAUCACAAAGACAAGCCCCUUCCUCUCCCCCCAGCGCUGAGGGAUCUCCCACCUCCACCGCCUCCAGACCGCCCCCACGCAUCCGCAUCGUCCUCUGAGGGGCGCUUGCCGAGACGGCCCCUACCCUGCACGCCCGGUGAGGCUCCCAGAGAUAAACUGCCUCCAGCACCCCCAUUCCGACCGCCCACUGACUGGAACUCCCGGCCUGUUCCCAAAGCCCCGACAUCCUCGUCUUCAUCCUCAUCCAGUCAAGUCUCCGUUCUGGGUGUGGACAUGCGUGCGGGUGUCAGGGAGCUCUCCAACCGACACUCCCUCCCUUUGGCGUUGCCCUCUGCUCUAGACGCACGCACAGACCCGCAGAAGAACAAUAACUCUCUCAGUUUGGACCACCAGCUGAACUUUGUCUCAGUGGUUGGACACGAUUAUAACAACCCCAAAGUCAAACCAUCAUCUUCUGCCAAUGCCAUCUACGCACUGGCAAGCAGAUCCUCUUCAGCUGUGAGGUCAGCGACAGGCGAGGAGUCCCGUGACAGUGAGGAGGAGUCAGAGUACAUGAUCCCGUCCUCUCGGCCCAUCCUGCCCGCCGUCGCGACGCCACCUAUGGGGGAGAGCCCCCCGGUGUCGAGGUCCUCGCAACCUCAGGCUGUCCUUGCUAUUCAGGCGCAGGCUCAAACCAUUGCUUUCAACCCACGGCCGACACUAACGGAACUGGAUGACGGCCUUCCAAUGUAUGAGGCCAUGUACAACAUCCAGGCUAGGUCGCAGGAAGCCAGUGAUUCAGAUUAUUCAGAACUCCCCCCUCUGCCCGUGACCAAUGGCCCCAGGGAGCACACAGCAGAGGACAGGGAGGAUGAGGAUAACGGAUAUGAUUUCCCUCACCCACGAUUGCCGAUGCCCCCAACCAGGCGGAACUUUUCGGAAAUGGGAGGGUCCUCCUCAUCAACUUCAUCCUCCUCGUCGAGCUCAUCCUCAGCAGUAGCUUGCCUGUCAGAGUCCGCGGAAGCCCCAGAGAGACCUCCCAAGCCUCUCCCAAGACGCAUCAAUUCAGAGCGUCGACCCAGCCCCGUCCCGCCAGUCCCUGGGCCUCCCAGUUGCGGGGCAUCUGGAGGAGACGUCAACCCUCUGAUUAGCAGCGAGGUCGAGCAUCUCAUGAGUCAGGGGUAUUCGUACCAGGACAUCCAGAAAGCACUGCUGAUUGCACAGAACAAUAUUGAGAUGGCCAAGAACAUUCUGAGAGAGUUCGUCUCGAUUCCCUCCACGGCGCACAUUUUCACAUAGCGCACUCGGCCCUUCUUGCCCUGGCUCGCUUUGAUCUUUUUUUUAAGGUCGGCACGGCUCAUUGCCUGCAGCGUGACCCUCUAUGGUGCUGUAGACACCCCCGCCCUAUUCCGGCCCGUUGUGGAAUUUUUAAUUUGGCCGGCGCUCGCAGCCUUCUCUUAACUGCGACAAGAGCAUCUUGCCAGGCCCGAUUCGCAAAGUCCAAAACAGGACGCCUUUCGGAAGCCUCGCCAAAAAUGUAACCAAGACCUCACGAAGAAAAUGUAUGUCUAUAUGAAAGUUUAAUAUAUGGUUAAAUGUAUAUUAAAUGUAUGUAAUAUAUACAAGUCAGUAUGUGAAACGAUGUCCCCUUUGAGGGUCGCUCUUGGUGAAGCGCCAAGUGUGCCUCUUGUCAAAACAGCGAUUUGAGGGUUGACUUGAAGAUGACUCAGAAUGGCACCACUACGUUUGUGCGUGCGUGCUUAGUAUGCAUGUUUGAGUGUGAAUAGUUACUCCAAAUCUUUUACAUACCAUGACCAAAUUUAAUUUGUGAUUUUUUUUUGGGGGGGGGAUGAAAAUGACAGAAGGAAGUUAAAAAAUGAAAUGCAGGUAUAUUCAACUUAAGUUAAAUACAAUUGUAAUGUACUUGGUGUUUUACUUGCGUACCUCCUUAGGGUGCCCAAGAUCCCGGUAAUUGCAAUGACGGGUGUCAAACUCAUGGCCCGACGCCCAGAUCUGGCCGGCCACAUCGUUUCAUGUGGACUUCAAAAUCAAAUCAAGUACCGGUACUUCAGUUUCCAUGAUGCUUGCUCAAAUCUGGACCAUAAUAUGAAAAUGUCUUUUGUAAUAAAUCGCGGUGAGGUAAUCCAAGCAUUUUCUUGUCACCAAACCUGUUACCACAAUAACUUGAACAACAAUAUCAUAUCUAUUAUUCUUGUCGACUGAUUUCAAUCCUAGUUAUCCAAUAAUUUGUUGGUCGUGUACCAUUAUGUAAUAGUAUGAGGAGGUGAUAAAACAUUGACUGGAUAUGGUUUCACAGUCAGAAUGGCCCUCUAAGGGAAUCUGUAACGACAAUGUGACAAAGAGUUGGACACCCCUGAUCUAGAAUUAGCUAAUUGCGGUUACCAGGAUCUUUUUUAAAAUUAGUUUGUUUCAAACCUUCACAGGUAUGACUCAAUUUAAAAUGUAAAAGGAAAAUUAAGUUCUCUGUGUCUUCACUUAGAAGUCUUUGGCCACUUUCUUCUGUCAUUUCAAGCUUAAACAUGCACAUUAACUAAAUAGUCUAUAAAAUAUGCAUCAACGUGGAAUUGAGACUGUCGAGAUAAAUGCCACAGAGCUCUUAUUUUUUGGAACAACAUGGCUUUGGUACUAAAAUUGAUCAUGUUGUGGAUUCCAGCUAAUGUUGCUUAAUUUGAGGACAGGACGCAGGGGUGGCGCUACACCGGGGCUCGGACGGCCUUUUGCCCCGUCAGAAAUCUGUGUAGCCCCCAGUUAAGACCCACCAAGGAUUUUAGUUGGUGUUCCAAAGUAUAUAUUUAUAAAUUCUAUAUCAGCUCUCUAUUUAUCGGUCUAGAGCUCAGAGAGAGAAAAACUCCUGGUGCUAUUCCUGACUUGUGUGUGCGUGCGUGUGUGCGUGCAUGUGUGCGCCUGAAAUGAAUGUGGAUGUUUUUAAGUUGACCACCGCGCAGUACCAGGCGAGCUCGUGUUCUGGGAUCCGAGGCGGCUGACUUUUUUUUUUUGUCUGACAUCAUCAUCGUCUGGCUGGUUCAGGUUCCGGUCUCCAGUUCAGUGCGGUGUUUUGAUUACAAAGAAAAAUAUUGUCAUUGUUUUCUUUUUGGUAAUAUAUUAUUGUAAUGUGAUCUUAUAGUUGUAAUUAAUUCAGAAGUGCUUCACUGCUGCUAAUAUUACAAUAGUGUUCAACAAAUUAAGCCUUAAAUGUACAUUUUUACAAUUCUUUAAUUUGUCAUCGUCCUUUAAAGUGUCAGUAUCGCCAUGUUUCUGCAGUUGCUAAUGUAGCAAACUUGAACGUACAAGCAGCUUGAGAGCUGUCCACUCUGCAGUGUUUAAACUCUCUCUCUCUCUCUCUCUCUCUUUUGGGAGGGGUCGUUUCCAUCAGGUCAUUAUCGCAACAGUUAGCAAAAUGCAACACGGAAUUGGGCUUUAAGCUCCAGGGUUACACCCCAUAGCAAGGGAAGAGCUGAGGAUGUAAGUAGUAGGCUUGCGACUUUGUUGAAAAUCAGCAGCAGUUGGGCCUAUUCACAAAACUAACUCAGGAAAAACGUUUUUGGACUCGGGAGAGUCGCAAUCAAUGAAGUUUCGUUGCCUUUUUUUGGGGGGGGGGGGGGGGGUUCUUUCCAUCAUUCUGACUGCCACAGUAUUUUUCAAGGUCAGCAGACCUCUGUAGACUGCAGCUUCCAGGUACUCUGAAUGAACACACACAUGAGCUUUGAGGUACAUUGAUGCAACAUUCAAAAGUUCCAUAUAUGAAGAAUGUGUCUCUGAUGCUGGUAAAAUUCUGAAUAAGCUUAUUCUGCUUUAAGCUGUCCAGUCAAUCGUCAUUUCUGAUUUUGUGUUCCUCGUUGCCUUGACCAACUUCUCGAAUGCGUGUGAGUAAUGACGUAAUGGGGUCUUCAUUAGUGUGUCAUUGUGAAAUAAUUUACUCACACGGUAACAGCCAAAUUGUGCUUUGAUACUGUCACUCUAAAGGCGCUUGCAAUCAUACAAAAGACAAGAAUGCUGUUUGCUGUCAUUUUACAUUCCUGUAUUAAGUUGCUGCCCUCGCCCUACAGACAUUGUUUUGUGUAUUGCUCUGAAUACGUCUCAAAAGCCGUGCCAUUUGUGUUGAGAUCAAGAUUAACUGAGACCUUUUGCUGUGGGGGUGAGGGGGGUUGUGCACGCCGGCCUCUCUGCGUGUAGGAGUGCGUGUGGGUGUGUGAGAGAAAAUGAAGGCAGGUCUGUUUGUAGCUUGGGGUGAGUGCAGGUGUCUAUGCAAUAUGCAUGCAGGUGUGCGUGCGCGUGCACGCGCAGCUCUGUUUUGUGUAGACAUCUGUACGGACGUAGCUACAGUAAUGUAGGGCGAAGGAUAUUAUGUGGAGGUGUUUGCGUGUCGUCGUGUGUGUGUGUGUGUGUAAAGUGUGCGCAAGUAACUGUAGCUAGGUGUGUGUGUGUGUAGUCAGAUUGUGUUCAUGUGUCUCUGGCCCGCAGGAUCUUCAUCCAAGAGCACCUGCCGUUUACCUUUCUUCUUAGCCCUCCAAAAAAAGAAGGAAAGCACACCCCGGAUGGCUGUUUUCUCUGCGCAUGUAAGAACAAUGUCGUGAGUGCUUUAUUGGGGAUGGGGCCACAAGAGGGAGCUGUGGUUCCACAUAUUCUCGUCAACAGUCAUUUAAAAAAAACUGCAUUAAGUUUACCCUUGUUUUUACCUCCGAUCAAUUUGGAAGAUUGCACAGUGCUGUCAAUAAAUUUGAACGCAGGAGACAUUU
This is a messenger RNA of Hippocampus zosterae (dwarf seahorse), 7017 nucleotides long. It is a transcript of the gene cbl, whose product is annotated as Cbl proto-oncogene, E3 ubiquitin protein ligase. Gene Ontology annotation, biological process: negative regulation of epidermal growth factor-activated receptor activity; cell surface receptor signaling pathway. The transcript is spliced from 16 exons. The record is from RefSeq and is a predicted model, not a curated record. Gene Ontology annotation, molecular function: phosphotyrosine residue binding; calcium ion binding; SH3 domain binding. Bases 740 to 3559 code for a protein of 939 amino acids. NCBI's taxonomy places the organism in Eukaryota, Metazoa, Chordata, Actinopteri, Syngnathiformes, Syngnathidae. Gene Ontology annotation, cellular component: plasma membrane; membrane raft.